Zychaea mexicana is the source of this 515-nucleotide messenger RNA. RefSeq lists its product as uncharacterized. The transcript has a single exon. Bases 43 to 462 code for a protein of 139 amino acids. The record is from RefSeq and is a predicted model, not a curated record. Lineage: Eukaryota; Fungi; Mucoromycota; Mucoromycetes; Mucorales; Lichtheimiaceae.
ACAAACACACACACACACACACACGCGUGCCGAACCCUAAAAAUGUCACUAAAAUCCUACAAUGAAUUAAAACAAGACGUACGCAAAGCCGAUCACGAAUUAGAACUGUUAGAUCAAGAACUAAGCAACACCAAAGACGAGAUCACGCUCGAAUCCACCAAACAACAAAAGCUAACCAAGGCGUUAACUGAUCAUCACAACAAACUUAUUGAUCUGACGCACCGUAUUAAAGAUAUGGCCAAAACAAAAAUGGACUCACAACUACAAGAGACGGAGGCACAGACACGUCUGAAAGAACUAGAAGGACUGGUUGCAGAGUGUGGUGCGUCACUCGAGGAGCAAGAGCAAGAGGAUCAGAAGCAGCAGGAACAGCUGGAAAAGUUAAGGCAAGAGCUGGCUCGCGUCACUGAAACUGUCAAAGAACUUGAACAGCGCGCUACUGACAAACAGCAACAGCAAUAAAGGAAAGACAAAUCCAUCCAAUGUAUAAUCGCAAUAGUAGAAUAAUAAAGACA